AUGGGCCUGUUAAAUUCUCAUGAUAAAGAGAAGAUUAAAAGAGCUCUUCCAAAAAGCUCGAAUAAGAUAGUGGAUGUGACGGUGGCCAGACUGUACAUCGCUUAUCCAAACCCUCAAGAAUGGCAGUAUACUGGUCUUUCCGGAGCCGUUGCUCUGGUCGACGACAUUGUUGGCCAUACGUUCUUUCUGAAGCUGGUAGAUAUCCAGGGCCAUAGGGGUGUGGUAUGGGACCAAGAGCUGUAUGUAGGCUUCGAUUACCACCAGGACCGUACCUUUUUCCAUACAUUCGAGCUUGAAGAAUGCACGGCGGGCCUGCUAUUCGAGGACCUCGACGAGGCCGCUCAUCUUCUCAAAAGAGUGCAGAAGCGCGAAAAAUACGCUUCUAAAAAGACAUUGGCCAAUAAGAAUGCCAUAGCCUUGGCCAAGAAACUACACACGGAACAAGAGGCACAAAUUGUACAGGGUCCUCGAGGGGAGUCGCUAAUCAACGAUCAGAGACAACGUUAUAGAAUACAAGACACUUCUUCGGAUGUCCCUGCGACCAAAAAAAAGGCUCCUCCUCCUCCUCCGCCUGCAGCGGCAGCGUCAUUUUCAUCUCCACCUCCACUUGCUCAGGGAUCGGUAUCGGAACUGGCACGGGCACCAGAACGAGCCUACGAGAGUCCAUCGCCAGCACCAUUCAGUGCAAAUAUAACUCAGGAUCCUUCUUCGGAGUCGGAGCCUUCAUCUGCGAGUGCAUCUCUACCUUCCACUCCAGCUCCGCCCGCAAAGCAACUGGUGCAUAGGGUACCCCCUCUACCAGCAACCAACACCUCGUUUCCUAAUGGGGCUCCUCCUGCGCCUCCUUCUGCAUCGCCGAUACCUCCACCUGUAUCAUACCCAGCACCGCCAGUAUCGGCUCAUCCUCAGCGGUCUAGCAACAAUCCUUUCCCUCUUCCGGUGCCGCAAAGCUCCAACCCACAUCCCGUGGCUCCACCGCUUCCCCAGGCCAAUGCCCCAAUGCAAGUGGCGCCUCCACUUCCGCAAUCUGGUCGACCACUUCCUGGAGUACCUCCUCGUGGAAAUGGUCCUCCAGCACCUCCUCCCAGGCGGAAUCCUGGCCCUCCUCCCCCGCCUCGUAGAGUCACUUCUAAUCCUACUGGAAACAGCAUAUACCCAGCUUCUCCUGUUGCUCAAGCUGCACCCGCUGUUCCUUCGCGAGCUCUGCCGGGCGCAAAACGUCCAGGACCUCCCCCACCACCAAGACGUAGUGCAGGACCUGCUCCUCCACCAAGAGCUUCCAGGGCCACAUCAGCUCCACCUCCACCUCAACGUACUCUUCCUGUGUCAUCUUCUCCACCGCUGCAUACUUUCCCGCAGCCAAGCACUCCUCUCACAACCACUGCCGCACUGGUACCACCUGCACCACCCAUUCCCCAGGUAAGCGGCCAGCAACACAUGCCACCGCCCCCACCGCUUCCUCAAACAAAUGGGCAAUCAGGUGGGCAACAAUUCGCAGCGCCUCUACCACCACCUGCUCCGCCAAUGCAAUCUGCUCCGUUAAGUGCCGUACCCCCACCACCACCGCCACCACCUCCAGCGAUGACAUUCGAGCCUCCCCAGGCUGGCAAUGUGGGCGUUGCUCCUCCCCCACCUCCUGCUUUCCUCUCCCAGUCUCAACAGCCUUCCUCCGGCAGUAAUGAGGCUACAGGGGAUGCAGGUCGCGAUGCGCUCCUUGCGUCCAUCAGAGGGGCUGGUGGAGUGACAGCACUACGUAAGACGGAUAAAUCUCAACUGGAAAAACCUAGUGUUUUACUGCAAGAAAGUAAUGGAAACCGUGGCUCCCAACCCAAUGGCUCUACUGGUGCGGCUGGCUCUGCAGGAGGAGGGCCCCCUUCUAUGGCAGAUGCUUUGGCUGCAGCUUUAAAUCAACGCAAGAGUAAGGUAGCACAAGAUGACGGAGACUACGAUAAUGGGGAUGACUGGUAA
This is a messenger RNA of Lachancea dasiensis, 1968 nucleotides long. The record is from the annotation of a GenBank genome assembly. Lineage: Eukaryota; Fungi; Ascomycota; Saccharomycetes; Saccharomycetales; Saccharomycetaceae.